GGAGGGAGAGAGAGAGAGAGAGACAAACCUGAGAUCCUUGUUUCCCAUCCCAACUGCCACAUCAACAACAAAUAAUUACAAAAUCCAUCUCUUCCACUUUCUCUCUCCUCUAACAGAAAAACAUAUCUCUCUCUCUCUCUCUCUCUCUCUCUCUCUCUCUCUCUCUGUGGUUUCUCCCAUUGAAAGCCAAGUCUCUGAGCCAAGUGUGAAAAUCAAGACACAUUCGAGUUCCUUGUACCCCCAGCAAAAUCCCACAUUCUCUUCCCUGAUUCAAUAAUGACACCUUAUAUGCCUACAUGUGCGUGUAUGCACUUAUGUAUUGUGUUUUACAUUUGAGCUGAAAACGGAAGCAAUGUGGAUCGAAUGGGUAGUAUUGGAGAGUUUCUAGGGUUUGUUUUGCUGGUGACUUGGUCUUGAUCUCUGCAACAAUGGCCUUGUUUAGGAAGUUUUUCUAUAGGAAGCCGCCUGAAGGGCUUCUGGAGAUCUCUGAAAGGGUUUUCGUCUUCGAUUGCUGCUUUACCACCGAUGUUUUGGAAGAUGAUGAUUACAAAGCCUACAUGGGAAGGAUAGUGAAUAACCUUCGUGAAUACUCCCCUGACGCAUCAUUCAUGGUAUUUAACUUCCGAGAGGGAGAGCAUCAAAGCCAGAUUGAUAACAUAUUGUCUGGGUAUGAUAUGACUGUGAUGGACUAUCCUUGUCAAUAUGAAAGUUGCCCAUUACUCACCAUGGAGAUGAUCCACCACUUCCUAAGAUCAAGUGAGAGUUGGCUUUCACUUGGGCAGCGGAAUAUACUCUUAAUGCAUUGUGAGAGUGGUGGGUGGCCAGUUUUGGCUUUCAUGCUCGCCGCUCUCUUCAUUUAUAGGAAGCAAUACAUUGGGGAACAGAAAACUCUGGACAUGGUAUAUAAGCAAGCACCUCGUGAGCUUUUGCAGCUAAUGUCGCCACUGAAUCCAUUACCUUCACAACUGAGGUACCUACAGUAUGUCUCAAGAAGGAAUGUGGGCUCAGUGUGGCCCCCACUUGAUCGGGCGGUUACAUUGGACUGCAUCAUUCUCAGAUUCAUUCCCAACAUGGAUGGAGAGGGAGGUUGCCGUCCGAUAUUUAGGAUAUAUGGACAAGAUCCUUUCAUGGCUGCAGAUCGGACUCCCAAAGUGCUGUUCUCAACACCAAAGAGGGGCAAAACUGUUCGUCAUUACAAGCAGACAGAUUGUGAACUAGUUAAAAUUGACAUCCAUUGCCAUAUUCAAGGCGAUGUUGUGCUCGAGUGCAUUAGCUUGGAUAAUGAUUUGGAAAAUGACGCAAUGGUUUUUCGCGUCAUGUUCAACACUGCCUUCAUUAGAUCAAACAUUUUGAUGCUUAACCGUGAUGAAAUCGAUAUUUUAUGGAAUGCCAAGGAUCAGUUUAUGAAGGAUUUCAGAAUAGAGGUACUCUUUUCAGAAAUGGAUGCUGCACCUUCAUGUACUACGAUUGACUUGCCUGGUACUGAAGAGAAAGGUCUUCCGAUUGAAGCAUUUGCUAAAGUUCAAGAGAUGUUCAGUAAUGUGGAUUGGCUAGAUCCAAAAUUAAGUAUGCUUGAGCAAAUCAAUAUCAUCCAAGAGAAAUUGGAGUCUGGUUCUCCCCAGAUUGCUAAAAAGAUCAGUUUGUUGCAAGAAUCAAGUCCUGAAGAAGUAACAGAGAGACAAAAAUCUAAUGGGCUCCAGAAAAUUAAUGUUCUUCUAGAAAUAUUGGAGUCUAGCCCUGCCGCUAGCGCCAAAAAAGAUCAAGAACUGGAUCCUGAAAGAGUUUUAAUGGAACCAAAAUGGGAGGAAUUAGAAAACAACUUCAAAUGUUCACCAUCAAUGGAUAUGGGUAAGAACCUUAUGCCCUCUUUGGAGGCAUCUGAGAUGAUGAGCUCAGUGGUGAAUAAGAUUGAGUCCCAAGAACUGAAGAUUGCUCUUAAGCUCCCCACUCACUCUAAGAAGAUUGAGCCUCAAGAGCUGAAGAUUACUCUUCAGCGCCCCACUCACUCUAAGAUCAUAUCCCAGAGAGUACCUCAAACUUCUCUAUCAGCUCCAGCUUCAUAUUGCAAUUCCUUGCAAGGUUCACCUGUGUUGAAUUCCAGAUACCAUAGUGCACCCUCAGCUCUAGGCAUUACAGCUCUGUUGCAAGAUCACACAGAGUCUGAAAAUAACCAAUUUACUCACCCAUUGUCUAUAUCACCGCCUCCUGCCACUUCAGAUUCUUUUCCACUUCCGUCAAAACAUUUGCAGCCGGGUAUCAUCUCAAUAUUGCCUCCACCCCUGACGUCUCCCUCAUUCCAACCAUCCAUGGAGGUUCCCGUAACUUUGAGUAGAACUUCUUUAACAUCUUGUCCUUCUCCUCCUCCUCCUCCACCUCCCAUAGUGUCCCAGCUCGCUUUAACAUCAGUACAGGGUAAAGGGCAACAACCAUCACCCUCCAUUGAUAAAUCAUUCACAGCUUUGCCUAUGCCGCCUCCACCUCCUCCUUUCUCAGGGGUAGCUCCAUUGACCACUAUCAACAAGUCAUUGCCUCCUCCGCCUCCUCCUUUCGUGGGGGUAGCUCCAUUGCCCAUUAUCAACAAGUCUUCUCCUCCUCCACCACCUCCACCUCCAACUUUCUCAGGGGUAGCUCCAUUGCCCAACAUCAACAAGACAUUUCCCACUCACCCACCCCCUCCUCCCCCUCUACCACCCACUUCUUCCUCUUCGCCGGUUCAGUCUCCCUCCAUUAAGAACUCAUUUUCAACUCCUCCGCCUCCUCCUCCUCCUUUAUGUCCUGGGCCAGUCUCAAGCCCUAGUACUAUAUCCUCAGCACCGCCGCCACCCCCCCGUCCUCCCAGUCUUGCUCCGAAGGAUCCAUUGUCUAGGAAUUCAUCCCAUGGUCCACCUUUACCUCCUCCUCCUGCUCCGUUUACCAAUGGGCUGUCAAAAACUGGUGGCGCCUCUCGACAAUCUCAUGCAGCGGGCAGUAAUGGAAAUAUACCUCCGAUUCCAGGACCACCUUUGAGCACAAAGGGAAGGCUGCCAUUGCGGGCUAAUUCCAGGAAUCAGGAUCAGUCAAAAAAGGCAUCCCUGAAGCCAUAUCAUUGGUUGAAGUUGACAAGGGCCAUGCAAGGAAGCUUAUGGGCUGAGACGCAAAAAUCUGAUGAAGCUUCCAAGGCUCCUGAGUUUGACAUGACGGAACUUGAGAGUCUUUUUGCGGCAACAAUUCCAACUAAUGGAAGCCCUGGUGGGAAAUCAAAUCGUCGUGGGUCGGGACCUAAAUCUGACAAAGUCAAUCUGAUUGACCUCAGACGGGCAUAUAAUUGUGAAAUCAUGCUUACAAAAGUUAAGGUUCCUUUGCCUGAUUUGAUGGGUUCAGUCCUUGCUUUGGAUGAUUCAGCAUUGGAUGUUGAUCAGGUUGAUAAUCUUAUAAAAUUCUGUCCGACAAAAGAAGAAAUGGAACUUCUCAAGAACUACAACGGCGAGAAGGAGAUCUUAGGAAAAUGUGAACAGUUCUUCCUAGAGUUGAUGAAAGUGCCACGAGUAGAGUCAAAGCUAAGAGUAUUCUCAUUUAAAAUACAGUUCCGCAGCCAGGUUUCUGAACUUAGAAAUAAUUUGAAUAUUGUAAAUUCUGUAGCUGAUGAGAUCAGGAAUUCAGCCAAAUUGAAAAGAAUUAUGCAAACUAUUCUUUCACUGGGGAAUGCCUUGAACCAUGGGACUGCAAGAGGUUCUGCUGUUGGAUUUCGAUUGGAUAGUCUACUCAAACUUACAGAUACCCGAGCCAAAAACAACAAAAUGACUCUCAUGCACUAUCUGUGCAAGGUGCUCGCUGAGAAACUACCAGAACUACUAGAUUUUGUGACAGAUCUCAAAAGUUUGGAGGCUUCAACAAAGAUCCAAUUGAAAUAUUUGGCAGAGGAAAUGCAAGCGGUUAGCAAAGGGAUAGAAAAAGUUCUUCAGGAGCUAACUGCAUCAGAAAAUGAUGGUCCUGUGUCUGAAAACUUUUGCAAGAUUUUGAAGGAGUUUCUUGGUUUUGCUGAAGCUGAAGUGAGAUCUUUGGCUUCACUUUAUUCUGGAGUGGGAAGAAAUGCAGACGCGUUGGCUCUUUACUUCGGAGAAGAUCCAGCCCGUACUCCGUUUGAGCAAGUUGUUUCUACUCUACUUAAUUUUGUGAGAACAUUUGUCCGAGCCCAUGAUGAAAAUCUCAAGCAAAUUGAGCUGGAAAAGAAGAAGGCUCAGAAGGAAGCAGAAAAUGAGAACAUGAAAGCAAGUACCCCGAAAAAGGGUGCAGAAACUGAGAAGAUGAAGACAAGUGGCUCCCAAAAGGGAAUCUUUAAAUGAGAAAAUGGAAACAAUUUCUCCUGAAAGGCCUGACUGCCAUCAAGAAUAGUAACAUCAAUUAAUCAAGCCCCUUUUACGAUUUAUUUAAUUGAUCAACAGAUACAUGUGAGCUGGAAUGCAAGUUUGAUGUAUAUUUACAAUUAAAUGGGGACGAUUAUAAAUUUGAUGGCAGAAUAAGCCAGCAGUUGAAGUCUUACAAUUCCCCGAGGAUUUAACGCAACUACUUGUACUCAUCACAAGUGAGGGAGUGGAAAUUCGUGGUUGCUGCAUCAGCUGUAAGAUAGUUUUCGACAGUUUGUUUUUUACGGUAUCUAUUGUAGUUUAGUCAUUUAAAUUCCUCUAUAGUGAGUUUAUAAGGUAUCUUUCAUAGUUUAGUCGUUUAUUCUUUUCUUGUAUUAGUCAAUCUGUAAAUUUUGCCUCAUGUAUGCUGUGUUAUAGAUUCACGUAUACAUACAUUGAGUAGUAAAACUUUCAAAGGAAAUCUUCCAACUUUUGGAUUUGCAAUA
Molecule: messenger RNA, 4828 nt
Organism: Rhododendron vialii
Lineage: Eukaryota; Viridiplantae; Streptophyta; Magnoliopsida; Ericales; Ericaceae
Product: formin-like protein 18
Exons: 19
Coding region: 429-4322 (1297 amino acids)
Source: RefSeq, a predicted model, not a curated record